Clonostachys byssicola is the source of this 7365-nucleotide messenger RNA. Lineage: Eukaryota; Fungi; Ascomycota; Sordariomycetes; Hypocreales; Bionectriaceae. The record is from the annotation of a GenBank genome assembly.
AUGUCAACCACCAUCUUCACACCUCUUGGUGUGAUUGAACCCAUACAAUCUACCAAAACAUCACCCAUUGAGGUGAAAACACUUGAAGUCGAACCCAGCACUGGUGAAAAUUCAGAUGCAUGCUCGGUUUCUAUUGCAGAUGAUGUCGCUUCUUACGUUGAAUCGACUUCAGAGGACUCGAAGCAAGGAUCAAGUGGGGGUGAUGACUUGGCUUGCAUUGUCGGCAUAGGCUGCCGCCUACCUGGUGGUAUCCGUUCCCCCUCGGAUCUCUGGGACCUCCUUGCAGCCAAAAAGACGACUCAAGGACGAGUGCCUGCCGAAAGAUUCAACAUUGCCGGUUACUAUCAUCCAGAUGGUAAGAGAGCUGGUGCCAUGGACGCUGAUGGCGGCUACUUCCUUGACGAGGAUGUUCGGCAGUUCGAUAAUAGCGUCUUUGGUAUCAACAACCUCGAAGCAACUUACAUGGAUCCCCAGCAGCGGAAGUUGCUAGAAGUGACGUACGAAUGUCUAGAGAGCGCUGGGUUAUCCAUGGAGGACGUCUCAGGCACUGAUACUGCUGUUUACAUCGGAAACUUCACCGUUGACUAUCAAACAAUGCAAACAAGAGACCCAGACUACCUUCACCGGUAUAGCGCAACGGGCUCAGGGACCGCCAUAAUGGCUAACCGCAUAAGCCAUGUUUUCAAUCUAACUGGGCCGAGUUUCACCCUUGACACAGCCUGCUCGUCGUCUAUCUAUGGUCUUCAUAACGCGGUUAUGGCACUUAAGAAUGGAGAUUGCAGUGCUGCUAUCGUGGCAGGAGCCAACCUCAUUACAUCUAUCGAGCAGCACCUAGGAACUAUGAAGGGCGGGGUGCUCUCUCCCACGUCAACUUGUCACACUUUUGACGCAUCCGCUGAUGGGUAUGGGCGAGGUGAAGCAGUCAAUGCUGUUUUGAUCAAGCCCCUUUCACGAGCAAUACGUGACGGGGACAAUAUCCGCGCUAUCAUUCGGGGUACUGCCAUCAAUGCCAACGGGCGGACCAACGGCAUUACGCAACCCAGUGCCCGUUUCCAAGAAGCUGUCAUUAGAAAGGCUUACGCCAAUGCGAGAUUAAACAUGGCAGAUACUGAUUACGUGGAAUGCCAUGGAACCGGCACCGCCGUUGGGGAUCCCGUCGAAGUUGAGGGCAUCGGUCGAUGUUUCUCGCCGCGUUAUGGUCCACCGUUGAUGAUCGGCGCGGUAAAAACAAAUGUCGGUCACAGUGAAGCUGCAAGUGGCUUGUCGGCCGUGAUUAAAGCGGUGCUGGCCUUUGAGAAAGGGCUAAUUCCACCCACAUAUGGAAUCACCAAACUGAACCCAAAGUUACAACUUGAUAAGUACAACUUACAGGUCGUCGAUGAACUCUCGGAAUGGCCACGGGAGUUGCGGAGGGCCAGCAUCAACUCCUUUGGUUAUGGCGGUGCCAACGCCCACGUGAUCCUUGAAGACCCAAAGAGCUUUCUCAAAGGCAACAAUCGUUUUGAACCAUUCGGAGAAUUAGGCACAGCGACUGAAGAGGAAGACAGUCAGCAGCCUGAGGAUGUUUAUCUGCUUCCAAUUUCUGCCCGAUCCAAAUGGUCGUUGGAGAAGCGCGUCAGCCAGGUGAAUGAGUAUGUCAUCACUAAGUCUCAAGAAAAUGAGCUGCCAUCAAUAGCGUUCACAUUGGGUGAGCGCCGGGCUCAUCUCAGCCGUAGGGCCUUCAUCAUCGCUAAUCGUGGCCACACCGAGGACGCUGUUAUGGCGUCUGGCAAAGAUAAUGAGGCGCUACCACUGGCAUUUGUAUUCACAGGACAGGGCGCUCAGUACCCCGGCAUGGGCAAAGAGCUCCUAAAUAGAGAGCCUGUGUUCCGAGAUUCAAUUAAAGAGCUCGAUGCGGUGCUACAAGCUAUGCCCUGGCAUGAUCAGAGACCAUCUUGGACGCUGGAACAGACAAUCAUGGAUUCUCCUGAGACUAGCAUGAUCCACGAUGUCACACGCAGCCAGCCUAUCUGUACGGCGGUUCAAAUCGGCCUUGUAGACCUUCUCGACUCAUGGGGAAUUCAAGCAGAGUCAGUCGUUGGACACUCGUCUGGGGAAAUCGCGGCUGCCUAUGCAGCCGGCCAUCUUAGUGCUGCCCAGGCUAUUCAAGUAGCAUACUUCCGCGGCGCUGCUGUUGGAAAGCUUGAAAACCAAGGCGCUAUGCUCGCAGCUGGCUUGACCCCCGAUGCGGCUCAUGAGUUGAUCCAAGAGUUAGACUUGGCAGGCCGUGUCUGUGUUGCAUGUGUCAACGCACCCGAAAGUGUCACGCUCAGCGGUGAACUCGCCGCCGUGGAGUUAGUGACGAAGACACUAGAAAAACGUGGUACGUUUUGCAGAGCUUUGCAGACCGGUGGAAGAGCCUAUCACUCGCACAUGAUGACAGAGGCCGGCGCCCUGUACCAGGAGAUGCUUGAGGUCAUGUUUAGCGUCCAAGAGCAUUAUUCCACAAAUCCGUACAGAGCCAAGAUGUAUUCAUCUGUGGGUCAGAAAGAAGAAGAUUUAGCUGUCUUUGGUCCAGAUGGUGGCAGGAAGACUUGCAAGCCUCGUUACUGGCGUCAGAACCUCGAGUCAACGGUCCAAUUCAACGGAGCGCUCAGCAAUCUGACUGCAAACAGGAAGAUGCAUCUGAUUGAGAUUGGCCCUCAUGCUGCCUUGAAAGGUCCAAUUGAAAUGAUCCGAAAAAAGACAGGUCAUGAUUUGCAUUACUCACCAAGUCUGGUACGCGACCAGGAUUCUUACAAAUGCAGCAAGAAGCUCGCUGGCGAUUUGUUCAUUCAUGGGCAUUCUCUUGAGUGGGCCAGAAUUAACAGUUCUAUAUGUGGUAUCACUCCUCCUGUUUCGACGUUGCCUCCUUAUCCAUGGGAUUAUUCUGGACCGCUUCUGUGGAGCGAGCCUCGAGCCAGCAUUGAACAGCGUAACCGUAAACAUCUUCGCCAUGAACUCCUUGGAGUAUUACAAACAGCCGGCAACGGAAUCGAUUGGGCAUGGAGGAAUCUGCUUCGGCUAUCUGAGGUACCUUGGGUGCGUGAUCAUAAACUUGAUUCCCAGAUUGUCUUCCCGGCUACUGCCUACCUGGGUCUCAUAAUAGAAGCGGUAUGCCAGGUGUGUGAUACAACUCCUUCGACUCCCGGAACGGCCUUCGAGUUUCUGAAUGUCAGCAUCGGCGCUGCUAUGGUGAUACCGGAGGAAACCAACAGUCAAAUAGAAAUUCACACUUCUUUAUCAGCACAAAAGCUUUCCACGGUCAAUCAAUCCACCAUUUGGUAUGACUUUGCGGUAUCCUCCUGGGAUGAUGGCAAACCGACCCUGCAUUGCUCAGGCAGGAUCAGACUGCUCACCGGCGACAACCUGCAAGCACUAUCUGACACUGUGACGGUCAAUAAUACACAAGGAUAUGAAUCAUGGCAUAUGGGGAAGUGGUACAACAAGCUAGCAGAAGAGGGUCUUUGUUUUGGAGAAAAGUUUCAGUCGAUUACGGGUAUGAGAACAGAUGGCAACAGAGCACGACCAGAGGCCAUCUCUACCACCAAAGUGUUCCAGAAUAUCAUUAAUGAUUCAAAACUUGGAACCAAAUACACUUUGCACCCUCUUGUAACGGAUGCUCUACUCCAGGCCGGAAUCUUCGGUGGGACAGCCGGUGAUGUACGAUCUCUUCGCGCAUAUCUGCCUGUGUUCAUCCAGUCCUGCAGAAUCUACACGUCCAACUUCGGCGAAACUGAGGCUACCAUUCACUCUCGAACUCGCAUGACUGGAUUUGCUACCAAGCAGAUAGAUGGUACCUUGAGAGGUAGCAUUACUGGAGAAUGCCUUGUUGAUAUGAGGAAUGUUCGCUUGACUCUUUAUAAUGGAAAGACGUCUUCUGAUACCGCAGAAUACGCAGAAAAGGACUCAAUGAAGCGCCAGCCCUGCCUCGACGUACAAUGGAAACCCGAUAUUCUACGACUACUCCCCGAAUCUACCGACGAAAUUCGGCAAUAUGUUGAGCAAAAAAUCAACGUGAUGCCUGACGACUUGAGAGACCAUCCCAGCAUGGCAGCCAUCGUCGCGCUUGUUGAUCUCGCAAGCUUUAAGAAUCCUAAGAUGCGGGUCAUAGAACUUGCUCAAGAUAGCCAAUGCCGAGUUAAGCGAUGGCUUGAAACUCUUGAGGCAGAAACGUCAUUUCCCCGUUGUCGAUCUUGGGUUGGGGGCCAGUUAGAUGCGAAUGGAGACCUUCGACACACGGAUGAAGAAAGUGAUGACGCUUUUGACACUCUCAUCAUUCCCGAAUUCUCUGCAUCGGUAUCCUAUUUAGACAAUAAGGCAAACAAUAAGGCAACAUGGCUCAGUUCCAUCUUCAAAGCCAGUCAAGGAGGUGUCGUGAUUACACGCAAAACAAAAACCAGUCUUGACAUCCUUCGGUCAUUGGGCUUCGCAGCGAUAGAUGUUGGUCAAGGUGUAAUCUUGGCAGUACAACCUCCUCCUGUACAUAGCCUAUCGGGUCGAGAUGUUGUCCUUGUCACUCCGUUCGUGCCUAGCUUGUUGACCCAAGGGGUAAGCCAGAGGCUCGCCCAGCAUCUCAAUGAAAUGCCUGUGUUUGAUAGGGAUAUCAAGAUAGCAACACUGGAAGAGUUGGAGAACUCGGAUAUAUCUUCGAGAUCGCUUUACAUUUCCUUACUCGAGCUGGAGAACGAAUUCCUCGCAACAAUGAGCCCUGAGAAAAUGGACCUUCUACGUCGCAUCACCGACAACGCUACCAAUCUGGUUUGGUUGACCGGCGCAGGUAUGCUGAGCUCAUCACCAGAUCCGAACCUUACGCUCUCACAAGGCCUUUCUAGAGCUCUGAUGCUAGAACAACCUUCCCUGCGAUUCACCGUGAUUGACAUGGGAGGUCUUGCAUCUGAGAACAGUAGUUUUGAGAAAUCGUUCUCAUUAAAUUUGAUACAAGCUCUUGCCUCCGUAUCAGACAUGGAUGACAAAGAAUUCAUUGAGAAAGAUGGCAUGCUAUAUAUCAGCCGCUUCACCGCAAAAAAGGAGUUUAACAGCCUGUUCCGUCGUCGUCUAGACAGCAAGGAACCCAUAGCCAAGCUCGCUCUUGACAAUAUAGGUCCUUCGCGCUUGGGGAUUGGUUCCGUUGGGCAGAUGGAUACGCUUCACCUCGUCCAAGAGACUCAGCCCCUUUCCAAGCCCCCAGCUGGAUUUGUCGAUAUCCGGACCAAGGCGGUAAGCCUGAACGCGAAGGACGUGUACACUGCCAGCGGCCGAGUAGAGACGCGCACGGGUACCGCUGCGAUCGAGUUCUCCGGGGUUGUAGUUGCUGUCGGUGACCAUGUGUCGCAUCUGAAGCCAGGAGAUCACGCUGUGGUACUGGCACCGAACCGGUUUGCCACCAUUGAGCGCGUGCCAGCCUGGGCAGCACAUAAGAUGCUACCAUCUGAAGACUUUUGCGUCAUGCCAACACUUCCUGUGAUCUAUGGAACAGCACUGUAUGCGCUGCACGAUCGAGCUCAUCUACGUGCUGGCGAGUCAAUACUCAUCCACAGUGGUGCCGGUGCAUUUGGAAUGGCUACAAUCGCGCUCGCCAAGCGUAUCGGCGCAAUUGUGUAUACAACGGUAGGAUCAGCUGCGAAGAAGGACUACCUCAUGCGUGAGCUGGCUCUGCCAGCAGAGAAUAUCUUCAACUCUAGAGACUCGUCCUUUGUCGACGGUGUCCGAGCUGCCACAAAGGGACGAGGUGUUGAUGUCAUUAUAAACUCUCUCGUGGGUGACCUCAUGCAUGAUAGCUGGAAUUGCAUAGCAGAUUUUGGCCGAUUCGUAGAGGUAGGGAAGAGGGAGCUCGUUGACGCUGGAAAGCUCGACAUGCGCGUCUUCCUACGCAACUGUACCUUUACAGCCUUUGACUUGACCGAACUGUUCUUCCACGAGUCUCAGUUUUACAGAGAUAUUUGGAUCAAUAAAACGAAAGAAGCCCUGGAGCUUUACCGAAGUGGACAAGUAAAGCCUGUCCCUAUUGCCACCUUUGAUAUUUCCAAAAUUUCACAGGCCUACCGAUUCUUUUCUGGGAGAGAUCGAACUGGAAAAGUCGUUAUAUCUUUAGAAAACCCACAGAGCCUCAUCCCGGUCAUGCCUUCUCAAUACAGCACCAUCCUAAGUCCAGAGAAGACUUACCUUUUAAUUGGUUGUCUAGGCGGUCUUGGGCGCAGUCUCAGUCGAUGGAUGAUGAGCCGCGGCGCCCGAAACUUUGUCUUCCUCGGGCGGUCGGGCUGCGAUAAGCCUGAAGCACAGGAGCUGGUAUCUCGUCUUCAAGGCGCCAGUGCCCACGUUGAAGUUGUCCGUGGUGAUGUGUCCAACCAGGAAGAUGUCAAUGCCGCAGUUGAGGCUUGUGCUGGCCGACCUAUUGGUGGUGUGGUUCAGGCUGCAAUGGGCCUGAGCGAGGCUUUGUUUACACGCAUGUCUCAUGCGGCUUGGCACAAGGUUAUCGAGCCCAAAUGGCGCGGCUCCUGGAAUCUCCACCGUGCUCUGGAACUUAACGGCCACGAUGCUGAUCUUGAUUUCUUCUUACUGACAUCAUCUGUGAGUGGCAGUGUUGGUACUGCCACAGAGAGCAACUACUGCGCGGCCAAUGGGUUCUUAGAUGCCUUUGCACGCUAUCGCCAGAGCCAAGGAAAGUCAGCUGUCUCUGUUGGGCUAGGCAUGAUUUCAGAAGUUGGUUAUCUACAUGAGAAUCCCGACAUCGAGGCUUUAUUGCUUCGCAAAGGCAUCCAGCCCCUGAAUGAGGAUGAGUUCUUAAACGUUAUUGAUAUGGCGCUGGCAUCGGAGACACGAGUCUCUCACGUUCUUACAGGUCUUGAGCCCUUCGGCCUGCGUGAUCUCAUCAAGAAAGGCUUUGAGGUGGAGAAUGGCACAACGCAAGAUCCAAGAGCUGGUUUUCUGGCUGCCGAACUACUUGCCAGUCAAGAGACAAAUAACAAAUCUUCUGCCCCUACUAUAACUACGGCUAUUACUUCUCCAUGGUUCAAGGACCUGCCUUCAAAUGUCUCUGAGACUUCCAGAGCACUGGCGUCAGAAUCAGAUGCACCAACCCUACAUGAAGCUAUCUUGAGGUUAGCGCGAAAGCGCUUCUCGAAUUUGAUAUUGCUGUCGCAGGAUCAGAUAGAUGACCACAAGGCACUACCGCACUAUGGGGUGGAUAGCAUGAUAGCUGCCGAGUACAGGACUUGGUUCUGGUCUGUGUUCAAAGUCGACGUACCGUUCUUGGACAUAGUCAGUCCUAAGAAGUCGUUGGAUUUGUUUGCAUCUUUCAUCGAAGAGAGGAUUUUUGAUGCUGGCUCUGGAGAAGACAAUGUGUAG